CAUCGUCUGGCGGUGAAGUACUUUUUUUAAAUAUAUACCUAGUGAAAACAAAGUGAAAAAUCGUUAUAUUAAUAAUUCACAUAUUAGGUGAUAUGGUUUCGAGGGAUACAUUAUUUUUGUCAUGUCACGCGUUGGUUUGGGCGGCGGCGGCUCUAGCUCUAUGGUCGGUGGGCGCGAGCGCAGCGGGGCGGUACGACACUGCUACGCCAUACAGUCCGCCUUAUACGAAAUACAAAUAUAUACCUUUACAUAAUGGCAACACACAGACUGACAAUCUAUUUGAAGAACUUCCUGAGGAGUCAGAGUCGUCUAACACGCACAUGCCGCCUUCUGAGCUGAUCCUGGCAGGCUUGAGGACUCUCCUUGAUGUUGUCAGGAAUAUCAAUAAGAGUCGAGCCAAUAACAGCCUAGCCACCGCUAAAAACUCAACAGCUGUUGUACUCCGAAAAUCAAACUCAUUUAACACCACGUUUGGAGAUAGCGGCCGAGGAUUUGACGACUAUUAUGAUGAGCACCACUACCACGACACCACGACGACGACGACUGCGAAACCUAUGAAGCAAGGACGAUACACGGACCCGUGGGCUGGUUACUACGACUGGAUCAUAAACGAAGGAUCUUUCAAGUUCUGGAGCGUUUUCCAGCUAUUCACUGCAGCUCUUCUACUGUAUGCCGCAUUUUCUGCCAUUUAUUAUGCGAAAUUCAACCCUAUAUUACCGGACUAUAGUAUGGAGUACGACGAUUACUUCCUGGAACGCACUGUUGGCAGGAAAGCAAGGAGUCUUGACCCCUCGGAAUUACCAUCAGGUCUCACAUGGAUAAAUCCUAGAACAUUCCAAUUUAUUUUAGACGCAAUUUCAAAAUAUUAUGAAAAUGAAUAACUUUUUUUUUUUAUUAGGGUUUUAUAAUUGUGGUUUAUAUUUCAUUAUUGUCAAUUAUUGUUGGAACAAUGUACACAAAUGCAUUAUAACAAAAUCACACUCAUACUUUGAUCGAUAUUUUCGUAUUGAGGUAUGGAUCAUUAAUAAAUAUAUCAUAUCUCAAUACCUCAAUACAAAAAUAUUGAUGAUGAGUAUGAUUUUGUUAUAAUCCAAAUGGGAUAAUAAACUAAUACUAAAAUCAAUACAGGGCAACGACCUCAUUAUUUAAGUAUAGUUUAAAUAGUUAAUGUAAUAUUUUAAGACAAUAAAAAACACUUGUUACCCUGUAUUGAUUGUACUCAACAUAACUUGAUGUACAAAAACAAAUAUUAAAAGAAUUUAAUCAAUUUCCAUGUAUAUUUUUUUUAUUUCACGUAAUGUACCAAUAACCGUGGUAAAGUUACAAGUUAAUUUGAAAUGGAAUAUAGUACGAAUACAAUCGUAGUAUAAAAUUCACCUUAAAUAAAAUUAUUAAAAUAUACCUGUACUGACUACUGAAGAAUAUACUGAAAGAAACUUUGUAAUAUUAUUGUAAUAUUCUCAAUUAUCUACAAAAAAUUAUACGUAUGGUUAAAAUUUCAAUUAAUAUAAUAUAAAAAAAAAUAUUAAAAAACAGAUUAGAUUUUAUUUUGUAUAAAAUUGUAAGCCUAAAUGAUGUGAUUUAGUUCUUGUGUAUGCUCAACAUCGAAUUUAUUGGCUUUUUAACUUUUUAAGUGAACUGGGUGCUCAAUUUUAGUUUCUAGGUAAAAUUUGAUUUAAAAAAAUAAUAAAAUAUAUAUGUUAUUGUAGAAGCACGUAAAUUGGUAAAUCUUAGGUUUUACCAGUAAAUCUCAGUAUUUACCAACAUGUAAGGAUUUUAUAAAAAACAGAUCAUUUAUGGGACUUUUACCAAAAUUAAACUAAUUUAUCUUUCUCACUACGGGUGACGAGCACCACGUACUGAACAUGUGUUACUUUUUGUCUAUUUUUUUUAUAUGUAUUUACUAUGUUAUUUGUUUGAUGUAAAAUAAAAAAAAAUAGUUUUACCAUAAUUUGGGGUUUUACAGUAACAUAUAUAAUAUUUA
Molecule: messenger RNA, 1984 nt
Organism: Galleria mellonella (greater wax moth)
Lineage: Eukaryota; Metazoa; Arthropoda; Insecta; Lepidoptera; Pyralidae
Exons: 4
Coding region: 93-881 (262 amino acids)
Source: RefSeq, a predicted model, not a curated record